UCAUCGCACUCACGAAGUUUUGCUUGUCAUUUCAUCCCAAUAGUAACAUUAGGUUGCAAAUCGUGUUCCUCGAUUCUAUUCUUGUGUUUUGUUUAGCAGAAAAUCUGUGAAAAAUGGUCUUCGAAGAUGACUGGAUGAAUGCUCCCCAUAGCACAGGCACCACUAUCAUGGCUGUCGAGUUCGAUGGAGGAGUUGUGAUUGGAGCCGAUUCCCGCACAAGUACCGGAACCUACGUUGCAAACCGUGUCACUGACAAAUUAACUCGAAUCACAGACAAAAUCUACUGCUGCCGAAGUGGAUCUGCGGCAGAUACUCAGGCAGUGGCUGACAUUGUUGCCUAUUCGUUGAACUAUCACGAGAAUCAAACCGGCGAAGAACCAUUGGUAGCCGAAGCAGCCUCAGAGUUCCGCAACUACUGCUACAACUACAGGGAGUCACUCUUAGCAGGUAUCAUUGUGGCUGGUUGGGAUGAGAAACUUGGCGGCCAGGUUUAUUCAAUUCCAUUGGGCGGUAUGCUGCUCCGUCAAGAGGUCACCAUUGGAGGCUCUGGCAGUAGCUAUGUGUAUGGAUUCAUUCGUGAAUUCUUCAAGAAGAACAUGAAGAAGGAAGAUUGCGUGGAAUUCGUUAAGAAGACCGUUCAACACGCUAUGUAUCACGAUGGUAGCUCCGGUGGCGUUUGUCGUAUUGGUAUAAUCGAUAAAAAUGGUAUUGAACGUAGAAUAUAUUUCGCAACCGAUGGAGGAUCCGCAAUUCAAGCAGGAAAUUGAAAUUGUUAUGAUUACAUCUUUUUCUAAAUAAAAAAAUUAUGUAUGGGAAAA
Messenger RNA from Hermetia illucens (black soldier fly), 818 nucleotides. RefSeq names its product proteasome subunit beta type-6 (gene Prosbeta1). Gene Ontology annotation, molecular function: threonine-type endopeptidase activity. The transcript has 4 exons. NCBI's taxonomy places the organism in Eukaryota, Metazoa, Arthropoda, Insecta, Diptera, Stratiomyidae. The record is from RefSeq and is a predicted model, not a curated record. Gene Ontology annotation, cellular component: proteasome core complex. Bases 114 to 767 code for a protein of 217 amino acids.